AUGUUCAAGUUCAUCAGCCUUGCGCUGGUCUUUAGUGCGUUGGUGUACGCCGCCCAAGUCGAAGAAGAGGAACACGUUUUGGUAUUGAAUAAGGUAAGGUUUGAUGAACCCAUUAAUUUGGAUAAUUUAGUUUUUGUUGUUAUUCUUGAACUUUUAGGAAAACUUUGAAGAGGUUUUGGAAAAGCACGCCAACGUUUUGGUCGAGUUCUACUCUCCAGGAUGUGGACACUGCAAAGCUCUGGCUCCGGAAUACGCCAAAGCCGCUACUCAACUGGCCGAAGAGGGAUCGGAAGUUAAGCUUGCCAAAGUUGAUGCCACCGCGGAAACCGAAUUGGCCUCCACUUACGAAAUCCGUGGAUACCCAACCUUGAAGUUGUUCCGCAAUGGAAAGCCAACGGAAUACAAUGGCGGACGUGACCAAGCUUCUAUUGUCAACUGGUUGAAGAAGAAGACUGGAGAACCGGCAAAGGAGCUCAAGACCGUCGAAGAACUCGACGCUUUCAAGGAAGCAAACGAUGUAUGCCUUGUCGCUUACUACAAGGACUCCGAUGCCGCUCAGGCGUUCUCUGAAGUUGCUGCUUCUGUUGAUGACUUACCAUUUGCUGUUACCUAUGAUGAGGAAGUUGCCAAAAACGGUUUGGAGUUGAAGAAGGAAGGAGUCGUAUUGUUCAAGAAAUUCGACGAAGGCCGAAACGUUUUUGAAGAGAAGGUUGAGGAAAGUGGAGCCAACCUCAAGUCUUGGAUGCAGGCUAACAGAUACCCAGUGUUGUUCGAAUUCUCUCAGGAAACAGCCCCAGCUAUCUUUGGAGGAAACAUGAAGACCCACAACUUGUUGUUCAUUUCCAAAGAAUCUGCUGACUUCGAGAAGGUGGAGAGCGAAUUCAAGAACGCUGCCAAGAAGUACAAGGGCAAGGCUCUGUUUGUUCUUAUCAACACUGCCAUUGAAGAGCACGCCAGAAUCAUGGACUUCUUCGGAUUGAAGGGAGAUGACCUUCCAGCUAUCCGCUUGGUCUCUUUGGAAGGAGAUAUGACAAAGUUCAAGUAUGAAUUCGCCGAGAUUACCGCCGACAACGUUGUCAAGUUCACCCAGGAUUACUUCGAUGGAAACCUGAAGCCACACUUGUUGUCUGAAGACGUCCCAGAAGACUGGGACAAGCUACCCGUCAAGGUAUUGGUCGGAAAGAACUUCGAAGAAGUCGCUCGCGACAAGUCAAAGAACGUCUUGGUCGAGUUCUACGCUCCAUGGUGCGGACACUGCAAACAAUUGGCUCCAAUCUACGAAGAACUUGCCGAGAAGUACAAGGACCACGAGAACAUUGUCAUCGCCAAGAUUGACGCGACUGCCAACGAGAUUGAAUACAUCGCCAUUCGAUCUUUCCCGACCAUCAAGUUCUUCCCAGCUGGAUCAGAUGAGAUCAUAGACUUCAGUGGGGAACGUACUGUAGAAGGCUUCAGCAAGUUCUUGGAGAAUGGAGGCAAGGUUGAGGAAGAGGCUAUUCCUGAAGAGGACGAUGCACCAGAAGAGGUCCCAGUCGAGGAAGAAGCAGUACCAGUUGAAGGAGAACACACUGAACUCUAA
Messenger RNA from Bursaphelenchus okinawaensis, 1579 nucleotides. The record is from the annotation of a GenBank genome assembly. Lineage: Eukaryota; Metazoa; Nematoda; Chromadorea; Rhabditida; Aphelenchoididae.